GCCAGGUUCUUUGAAGCAUCUGUCUGAAUCUGAACACAUCUUUCUAUACAUGUCUAUUACUUGUGGGUGUAAAAUAAUUUUUUUGUCAAGCAAUGUGAGAUCAACAAUAGGAUCAGGAGGUAUCCAUGGAUGUAUUGCAACCCCAGCUGUUGCGAUUUACCGCUAAUGAGCACCUCAACACCGCCCCCUUUGUGAUGUCAGUACUGACCAUAUGCCCACUAAAGCUAACCCUAUUCCUAAUAUCGUAACAGCCACGCACAGGGCAGGCGUCUCUCCCUAGUCGUGCGUCUGAACACGCUGUAAAUCGAGACCUGUUAGCCACGUUUGGUGCUGGCGUUACCAGCUGUUUGUUUCUCUCUACUGGACGCGAGCAGAAAGCUAAAUCGGUCGAGCAGACAGCUUGAGUAGACAUGACAGAGUUCAGCGUGACAGUGGAGCAUCUCAAUGAUUUGUUAACGGAUGAGAGGGGGUUUUAUUGCUGGCCAACGAAACCCGUGGACGAGGUCUGCACUGGGAUUUACGUCGGCAACGAGUCUGCGGCCAUGAACGUGGCGUGUCUGCAGCGCCUGGGCAUCACUCACGUGCUCAACGCAGCUGAGGGAGUCUCCCUCAUGCACGUCAACACCGACGCAGAGUUCUACGCCGGCACCGCCAUCACCUACCACGGCGUGGCGGCCAGCGACACCGACCACUUCGACCUCAGCCCUUUCUUUGAGGAGGCGGCGGACUUCAUGGCGAGAGCCUUGGCGCACAACGACGGAAGAGGCAAGGUGUUGGUCCACUGCAGGGAGGGCUACAGCCGCUCGCCCGCCCUGGUCAUCGCCUUCCUCAUGCUGCGCCGGAGCCUCGACGUCCACUCCGCCCUGGCAACCGUGCGCCACCAGAGGGAGAUCGGCCCCAACGACGGCUUCCUGCGACAGCUCUGUCGGCUCAACCAGAGGCUGCUUGCCACGGGCACGUCCUGAAGAGAGUGAGACAGCCGGGAGGGAGUGAGACAGCCGGGAGGGAGUGAGACAGCCGGGAGGGAGUGAGACAGCCGGGAGGGAGUGAGACAGCCGGGAGGGAGUGGCACGUCCUGAAGAGAGUGGCACGUCCUGAAGAGAGUGAGACAGCCGGGAGGGAGUGGCACGUCCUGAAGAGAGUGGCACGUCCUGAAGAGAGUGGCACGUCCUGAAGAGAGUGAGACAGCCGGGAGGGAGUGAGACAGCCGGGAGGGAGUGAGACAGC
This is a messenger RNA of Gadus morhua (Atlantic cod), 1227 nucleotides long. It is a transcript of the gene dusp3b, whose product is annotated as dual specificity phosphatase 3b. The coding region runs from base 411 to 965 and encodes 184 amino acids. Lineage: Eukaryota; Metazoa; Chordata; Actinopteri; Gadiformes; Gadidae. Gene Ontology annotation, cellular component: cytoplasm. The record is from RefSeq and is a predicted model, not a curated record. The transcript is spliced from 3 exons. Gene Ontology annotation, molecular function: MAP kinase phosphatase activity; protein tyrosine/serine/threonine phosphatase activity. Gene Ontology annotation, biological process: negative regulation of MAPK cascade; protein dephosphorylation.